Parastagonospora nodorum SN15 is the source of this 1833-nucleotide messenger RNA. RefSeq lists its product as hypothetical. Gene Ontology annotation, biological process: endoplasmic reticulum to Golgi vesicle-mediated transport. Lineage: Eukaryota; Fungi; Ascomycota; Dothideomycetes; Pleosporales; Phaeosphaeriaceae. The coding region runs from base 1 to 1833 and encodes 610 amino acids. The record is from RefSeq and is a predicted model, not a curated record. The transcript is spliced from 4 exons. Gene Ontology annotation, cellular component: TRAPPIII protein complex; TRAPPII protein complex; TRAPPI protein complex.
AUGACCCUCGGACUAGAGGCGCUGUUCGAGGAGCGCCUUGAGGUGUUCCCUGCAGACCCUCUUACUGUUGCAAGCAGCAAUUCAGGCCGCGCAGAAGAUCUGAUCAAGGCGUUGAUGAGAGAGCGUGAGGAUCUUCAGGCGCAAGUCCGAGAGCAAGCCGCAACCAUCGAGCAGCUGACCCGUCGCCUCCACUCGAAGCCUCAUUCGAACGCGCUUGAGCAGACAGAGACAGUGAACCGACUCUACCGUCUUGAACACGAAAACGAUGUUUUGCGCAAGGAGAAGGACAAGCUUAAUGACAAUCUCCGAGCAGCCGAGUGCGAAACAGCGACACUGCGCAGCCGCCUCGAAGAUAAAUCGCAGAAGGUGAAGGGCGCAAACAAGAAGACCAAGAACGCCAAGCAAGUGGCCGAAAAAGAGGGAGAAAAGGCAAAGGAUGCAGUACAAGACAAGCAGCGUUGCGCUAAGGCAGAGAAGCAAAUGAAACAGCAGAGAAACGAAGCAAAGGCCGCAUUGCAGGAACAGCUGAAGGCAGUCGAUGACCUUCGCUCUGAACUGGCAAUCGAGCGAUCCGGAAUCAUCCAUCUGCGCGAAACGGAGGGCACGCACUCCGACCUCACUACCGUCGUGAUCCCCAUGGAGUUCCUCAUCCGGCGUCAAGACUACGUCCACGCGCAAGACACGCUGGAAUCCAACCGCAUCAGCUAUGUAGACAGAGCAAAGGAAUGGUAUGAAAAGUGGAAGGUUGGCCAAGAAGAAGAGGAAGUCAGGCAGGUAGUAGGCGCAAACUACCUCAACGAUGAGAAGAAGGACAAGCUGUACGGUGACAUGAUUGAGGCUGGCUUCAUGGCGACUGGAGCUGAGCACGAUGGCUGGCGCUCUAUGAAGGGACUAAAGCAGAUCUGUCGCAACGUGCAUCGCAUGUACAUGAUGAUUCUCUGCCGUGUUGUUGGUGAAGACGGAGUUGUCGUCGGUGCUUGGCGCCGUCAGCCUCAGGAACAUGCAGUCCCGCAGUGCGCACGAACCCUGAGACCCACAUACUCCACCACCCGCAUUGCAACAGAGCUCCAACAUGUCCAACAUUCUCCCUCUACACUUUCCACGCCGCCAGACCUCGCUACCGCCGCCCUCACGCACCUCGCAGGCAUCAUCUACAGCUACCAUCCUCCCGCAAUCACAAGCACCGUCGCAUUACACAGUAGGCCCGGGCUGCGGUAUCCGUCCAACAAGAAGACCAUAUACGACCGAAACCUGAACCGGAGUAAGAAUGCGGAACUCAGCCGGGCGGCAUUUGCCUACCUGUUCAUCGAGAUGAUUGCGUAUGCGCAGAAGGGUGCCAAGGACGUGGGGGACUUGGAGCAGAGACUCAACCAGCAAGGCUAUCCCAUCGGCCUCCGCCUCCUCGACCUCCUCCUCUCCCGCUCCUCCAAUCCCCUCGCGUCCAUACGGCCCACGCGCAUCCUCCCUCUGCUGCAGUUCAUCGCACAACAAGUCUACCGGCACCUCUUCGGGCGGCCUGCAGAUGCACUGGAGCGCUCGGGCAGCGAUCCGGGGCAGUACAUGAUCUUCGACAACGAGCCGCUCGUCAACCAGUACAUAUCACUACCCAAGGAACUCUCGAGUCUGAACUGCGCGGCCUUUGUCGCAGGCGUGAUAGAGGGUGUGUGCGACGGCGCGGGAUUCCCGACUGAAGGCGUGACGGCGCAUAGUGUAGGUGAGCAGGAGGAUGGGAAGGAGGGUAAGGGCAUGUGGCCGGGCAAAACGGUGUUCUUGAUCAAGUUCAAGCCCGAGGUGCUGGAGCGCGAGGAGAUUUUGGGGCGUGGUGGUGGCUAG